This is a messenger RNA of Racocetra persica, 241 nucleotides long. Lineage: Eukaryota; Fungi; Glomeromycota; Glomeromycetes; Diversisporales; Gigasporaceae. The record is from the annotation of a GenBank genome assembly.
AAUGGACUUCUCGCGGAGAUGAAUCACAUAUUGAGCUCACGGCAAAUGUUUCACAUUUCGCAUUAUAUAAGAUCAUUCUUUAUAUAUACACUGGCAUUGUAGAUCUAAGAGAUGUUGACAUGAGAACUAUCCUUGAAAUUUUAACCGAAGGUGAUGUUUUUCUCUUAGAGGAGCUUUCUUCUCAAGUAGUACAAUACCUAUAUUCUGAUAUUAAUAGGUUCAUAGGAAAAGAUAUGGUGAC